AUGGCAUCGCAGGACGAGUUGAAGGAGCAGCUUGUGGAGCUGCAAAAGCAGCUGGCACAAUUACAAGGCCCAUCCACAUCACAGGCACAAGUCACUGCAGCUGUCUCUGUCAAACUUCCACCAUUCUGGGUAAACAAGCCUAGUGUAUGGUUUGGCCAGGCAGAGGCACAGUUCGACGUCGCCGGUAUCACGCAGGACAGGACCAAGUACAGCCAUGUACUUGCUAUUUUGGACUCUAGGGUAUCUGACGUGGUGGAGGACAUCAUCGUUAACCCGCCUAAAGAGGACAGGUACAAUUUUCUUAAAACAGAAUUAAUUAAGCGGUUGUCGUGUUCGAGGGAACAGCGUGUCAGGCAACUACUCAGCGAGGAGCAACUAGGUGAUCGCAAACCUUCGCAGUUCCUCCGUGACUUGCGUUCUUUGGCUGGCAAAACCGUUUCUGAUGAUGGCAUAAUACGGGAGCUGUGGAUGCGACGCUUGCCUAACAAUAUACAAGUGAUACUCGCCGCGCAGAAGGACUUACCUGUAGAUAAAAUUGCAGAGAUUGCAGACAACAUCCUUGAGGUAAGUCACCCCAUGCCUGCCGUACACGCUGCUAGCGCUCCUGCGUUCGACGUAGAGAAAAUCAUGCGAUGCAUCGACCAGUUAACUCAGAAGGUUGAUGCCCUUACCUCCGCGGCUGCACGAUCACGGUCAAGACCGACUUCUCAGGACAGAAGUAACCGCUCCCGGUCGUCUUCUAGUGGUCGCCGCCUGUGCUGGUACCAUAGAAGGUUCGGCCCCAAAGCUAGUAAGUGCAUCAGCCCUUACUACGAACUCAGCGCCGCAAACGGCAGCUCUAUCAAGACCUACGGCACCAUCGCUCUCUGCCUAAACCUUGGUCUGCGCCGGGAGUUCCGUUGGCAUUUUGUAGUGGCCGACGUAAGUACUCCUAUAAUAGGAUCGGAUUUUCUGGCAUAUUAUAACUUGUUGCCAGACUGCCACAACAAAAGGCUCCUGGACGGCGCCACCAGCCUCUCAGCACCAGCUAGCGUCGCCCAAGUCAACCAAGUAAGCGUGAGGUCUGUAGCAACAGAGAACACCAUCUUCUCUAAACUGCUCUCUGAACACCCUGACCUCACUCGCCCACCAGGCCUACCACGUGUCAUCAGGCACUCCACAGUGCACCACAUUGUGACGACUGAUGGCCCACCUGUUUCCUGUCGACCUCGGCGCCUCGCCCCUCAGAAGUUCUCUGCGGCGAAGAAGGAAUUUGAGGAAAUGGUUAGAUCUGGCACAGCGCGACCUUCGGACAGUCCCUGGGCUUCACCAUUACACAUGGCACGCAAGGGAGAAGAUGGCUGGCGUCCAUGCGGGGACUACAGAGCCCUUAACGCAAGAACGGUACCUGAUCGCUAUCCUGUCCGACACAUCGCCGAUUUUUCACAACAUCUCGCCGGCAAGACUGUCUUCAGCACGAUUGAUCUCGUUAAGGCCUACCAACAAAUACCCGUCAACAAAGAGGACAUCUGCAAGACGGCCAUUACAACUCCUUUUGGCCUCUUCGAAUUCCCCUUUAUGACUUUCGGCCUGCGGAAUGCUGGACAAACGUUCCAGCGUUUCAUAGACGAGGUUGUAAGGGGACUCGAAUUUUGCUAUCCAUAUGUUGACGAUAUUUUGGUGUCUUCUCGAAACGCUGAAGAACACGCCGAACAUCUGCGUAUACUUUUUCACCGUCUCGCCGAAUACGGCGUAAUAGUGAACGCGUCUAAAUGUGUUUUCGCCGCUAACGAAGUCACAUUCCUAGGCUAUAACAUCUCUAAAGACGGCACACGGCCUCCGCCCGGAAGAGUUGAAGCUCUGCGACAGUACCCCUUGCCUAAAACGGUACAAGGCCUGCGCAGGUUUCUAGGCAUGGUAAACUUUUACCGCCGUUUCCUUCCUAAUGCCGCAGAACUACAAGCACCGCUCAUCAACGUGUUGGCCAGCUCUAAACUUAAAGGUGCAAAGCCAGUACCCUGGACACCAGAACUAGAGCUCGCGUUUGAGAAUUGUGAUGAGGAUGGUAUAGGUGAUGUGGAUGGUAUAGCUGAUGAGGAUGGUGUAUGUGGUGAGGAUGGUAUAUGUGAUGAGGAUGGUAUAUGUGGUGAGGAUGGUAUAUGUGGUGAGGAUGGUAUAUGUGGUAAGGAUGGUAUAGGUGGUGAGGAUGGUAUAUGUGGUGAGGAUGGUAUAGCAGAUGAGCAUGGUUUAAAAGAUCUGGUGAUUUGUGCAGUCAUAUACGUACACACUCUGGUAUAA
Molecule: messenger RNA, 2277 nt
Organism: Pectinophora gossypiella (pink bollworm)
Lineage: Eukaryota; Metazoa; Arthropoda; Insecta; Lepidoptera; Gelechiidae
Exons: 4
Coding region: 1-2277 (758 amino acids)
Source: RefSeq, a predicted model, not a curated record